This is a messenger RNA of Pipistrellus kuhlii (Kuhl's pipistrelle), 2016 nucleotides long. RefSeq names its product sialic acid-binding Ig-like lectin 5. The transcript is spliced from 9 exons. Gene Ontology annotation, biological process: cell adhesion. The record is from RefSeq and is a predicted model, not a curated record. Gene Ontology annotation, molecular function: sialic acid binding. Lineage: Eukaryota; Metazoa; Chordata; Mammalia; Chiroptera; Vespertilionidae. Bases 1 to 1701 code for a protein of 566 amino acids. Gene Ontology annotation, cellular component: plasma membrane.
AUGGCGUGUUUGCUGCUGUUGCUGCUGCUGUUGCCCCUGCUUUGGGGGGGGUCCCUGCAGGAGCAGCCAGGCUAUGAGCUCCGAGUGCAGGAUUCGGUGACGGUGCAGGAGGGUCUGUGUGUCCACGUGCCCUGCUCCUUCUCCUACUGGAGGAGUUCGGGAACUUCCUCUGGCAAAUUCUUCACCUACUGGUACCGGGAAGGGGACAGGACAAACCGUGGUGCUCCUGUGGCCUCGACGAACCCAGACAAACCAGUAAAGCAGGAGACCAAAGGCCGCUUCCUCCUCGCAGACCCCACUACCAACAACUGUUCCCUGCAAAUCAGAGACGCCAGGAGGAGUGACUCAGGACGCUACGACUUCCGAGUGGAGAUAGGAUAUCCUGGAUAUAAUUUCCAAGGAAAUCCCCAAAGAUAUAACUUACCAGGAUAUAGUUACCAAGAUAAGAAGCUGGAUUUGCAGGUGACAGCCCUGACAGAGAAACCCCACAUCCAUAUUCCGGAGCCUCUGGAAUCCGGCCACCCCACACAGCUCACCUGCAGCCUGCCAGGGGCCUGUGAAGGGGGACGACCUCUCACCUUCUCCUGGGAGGGAGCCGCUGUGGACUCACUGGACCCUCAGAACCUCCGCUCCUCAGUGCUCAUCCCAAGGCCCCGGGACCAUGGCACCAACCUCACCUGUCAGGUCCAAGUCCAAGGAUUUUCGGUGCCCACACAGACAACCAUCCGGCUCAAUGUCUCCUAUGCUCCUCAGAACCUCACCAUAGGCUUCUCGUUUGGAAACGACACAGCCUUUAAGAAUCUGCAAAACACAUCCCUUUCCAUCCUGGAGGGAAAGACCUUGAGGCUGCGCUGUAUGGCUGACAGCAACCCCCCUGCCAAUCUGAGCUGGUUCCAGGGGUCCCCAGGCCUGAACUCCACCCGCAUCUCCACCACCGGGAUCCUGGAGCUGCCUCACGUGUGGCCUGCACAGGAAGGAGAGUUCACCUGCCAAGCUCAGCACCCACUGGGCUCCCAAACUGUCUCUCUCAGCCUCUCUGUAGACUACCCCCCGCAGCUUCUAGGACCCUCCUGCUCCUGGGAGGACCAGGCUCUGUACUGCCGCUGCUCCGCCAGGGCCCAGCCGGCCCCCUCCCUGCGCUGGAGGCUGGACAAGGGACUGCUGGAGGGGAACCACGGCAAUGCCUCUCAUGUGGUCACCUCCAGCUCAGUGGGGCCCUGGACCAACAGCUCCCUGAUCCUCCGUGUGGGUCUCAGUGAGGGACUCAGACUCAGCUGUGAGGCCUCGAAUAUGCAUGGGGACCAGAGCGCCUCUCUCUUGCUGCUGCCAGGGAAGGUGGUGUCCCAGGCAGGAGUGGUUCCUGCAGCUCUUGGAGGUGCUGGUGCCAUGGCCCUGCUGUCCCUGUGCUUGUGUCUCAUCUUCUUUUGCAUAGUGAAAGCCCGAAGGAGGCAAGCCUCUGGGAGACCAAAGGUGACGAAUGAUGAAGACCCGGUCAUGGGCACCUGGGGUUCCAAGAAAACUCUGAAGCCAGAUGGGCCCCCAGACCAAGCGUCACCUGCAGAGAAGGGCCCUGUGUCAGGGGAGCAACAGGAGCUCCACUAUGCCAACCUCACCUUUGAAGGCAUGAAGCCACGGGAGCCCCGGGACCAGGAGGCCACCAUCACCCACGAGUACUCAGAGAUCAAGCACACAGGCAAAUGAGGACUCGCUCCGAGCUCAGUCCUGGCCAGAGGCACCACAGCCUCUUGUGAAGGGGAAAGAAGUCCAGGACUCAUGGCUGAAGCAUGAGGAGACCUUGGGGCCUGUUUAACAUGAACAGGUGAAUGAGCAUCCCCAGGCAGAGCAGAAAGAAGACGGGUGAUGGGCCGGCUCUCUCCAGCUCACCUGCACCUGUGUUUCAGGUGAGCUGCACCAUGACGUUGUCUCUCACCCUCCCGCUCCCUCCAGAAUGUCACUUCCUGGAUUCUGGCAUAUUGUCUAAGGUGGUCUGGGUUUGCUAAUAAAUCCCGUCUUCUC